AGAAUAAAAGUUGCUCAGCUUUCUAUCAACUCAAGAACAUGAGAUGCUGCACUGAAUAGUCUCUCUUUCUGUGCUGGUGCAAUCCGCUCAAGCAAUGGAAAGCGAUUUAUUUAUUUAUUUUUUGUUUUUGUUUUUUUUCAUAUGCCAGUAGUCAAGAGGAUUGUCGCGUUCGCAAUAUGAGUGUGACGCGAUCGACUGUGUUCCGCAACUGCUUUUGGGUCCUUGAAUAACGUAUAACACGCGUGGAAGGGCACCCGGUGGACUUUCUGCUGCCCUCCUAGGGAGUUGGUGCCCAACGCACACUGCGUAGUAUGCGUAUAGGUUGCGGCGGUACUGCUUUUAUUAUUAUAUAGAAUUUCCACACCGCUGACAUCGGCCUUUGCUUGGUAGCGCCGUGAUUAUAAUUUGAUCAAUCGAGAGUGAAACCUGCGCACUGAGGGGCAGGGAGGCAUAUAUAUCGGCUCAUAUUUUCGGUCUUUUUUUUUCUCUUUCGGCCAAAACAAAAAAAAAAAUCUAUUUUUGGUGGCUGAAAUUUCGGUGCAUCCCUAAAAUAUAUAUAUAUAUAUAUAUAUAUAUAUAUGUUUUUGCAGAAUCUCAUCUUCGUAGGUACAUACAGUGUAAGUAAAUGGUGACCAGGGUAGGGUUGCACCAGCUGUGCGUAAGGUCUCACGUAAGUUGGGAUGUAAAUUUCACACUAAGGGCUUAGUAACUACUAGUUAGUUUGUAACUAAGUCAGUGCUUAAUUUGGUUGCACCACCUGUUCUUAAGGCAAUAGUUAACUAGUAGAUCGUAAGCUCUUCGUAAUGCGUAGUUGCAUAUUAUGAUGUUUACCUGUGGUGAUCCAAUACACAGCCUUCAAAUUUGUACACAGAACUGUUAAAAAGCCGUACAUUUAAAUUUAUCAUAUGGUUGAUGUUCAAACCUUGUUUGCUCACGUAACUGUAAUAAAUUAUAUCCCCAUUGAAAUACGAUACGUAAUAAAACACGAUUUAUUUAAUGAUAUAGGCUAUUUAUCUUAUGUAAAUAGCAAUUUUCAAUAACUGUCUAAAAUAAAUAAGGGGUGAAAUAAAUACUAAUACAACAGGCUGGAAAAAUAGACAUUUAUAAAUUUCCUAUAUAUAUUUUGAAUGUGUUGAAAAUUGACACAGCACACACCCUGAAAACGGCACCAUUAGAUUGGUUUCAUGCCGAAGAGCCGCUUAAAUGUCUUUUUUUUUUUUUCCUCUCUUUUGUAAACGAGUGUAAAUGUCAACAUCAUACUGUAUUUUCGAAUUGAUUGAUGCCUGUCACGCAAAACAUGAGCUCAUUGAUGUCAUAAAAUAUCAGUCUUUAUUAUUCUAUCCAUUAUUCCUGGUCGGAGGCUGCCAUAAAUGUUUAGUUUAUACAUGGGGUUACGUUCUACCUAAGUUUAAUGGUGCAAUGCUCACAUAUUUUGUUGUGCGUAAAUUGUGACUUUGCACAUUUAUGCCACAACUUGGCUAAGUUGUAACGCACAUACACACAGGUGCAACCAGCCCCCGGAACUUUAAAACUUUCAAAAGGUACAUUAAGUUUGUAGAAAAUAAAUCCAUAUGACUCCAGCGGUAAAAUCCAUAUCUUCAGAAGUAAUAUAAUAGGUGUGCUUGAGAAACAGAUAAAUAUGUAAGAAUUUGAAUCAUCAAAAGAACUUGAGACGACGAAUGUGAAAGUAAAGAUUUUUGGAAAAUAGGACUUACUCUGUUUCUCACCCCAUGCUUCACAUAUCGUUCUGAAGACAUGGAUUUAACAACUGAAGUAAUAUGGAUUACUUUUAUGCUGCCUUUGUUAUAUGGAGCUUCAAAGUUUUUGGUCACAAUUCACUUGUAUGGACACUCAAAUAUAUAUUUUUUUGAAUUCUCUGUUUUCUGCAAAAACGAAAGCCAGACACAUCUGGGAUGGCAUUAGGGUGAGUAAAUGAUGAGUUUUCAUUUUUGGGGGAGUAUCCCUUUUAGCAAGCCAUUUCCACCUCUGGUUGUUUGACCAAUGGCAGACAGGGUUAGUGCUUUGGGAAGCUUUUUGAAAACAAUGAUUAUUGCUGCAAUUCCUUGCGUCUAUUUUAGUGGCACAGAAAUUACUUCGGCUUUAUGCAUACGAUAUAGGCUCCUAUUUAGUUAUUAUCUUGGCUUCAACAUACAUUUUAUGAAGUCUUGCUGCAAAUAUAUUCAAUGAUGUACAUUUGCACAUUUACUAAAUUAACCAGAUAUAUCUUUUUUUCGAUGUUCACCAAUGGUGCAAGUUUGUGGCGGGACUAUCUGUUUGUACAGCCAAUGGAAGAUGAGGGGAGAUAUCUGAAAUCUGUUUGAAAACUGAUUACUUUUGCAAUUCCGCUUAGUGACGCAGAAGUUAAUUACAUACUUCUGCUUUGACAAAAACUGAACCAAUAUGAGCUUAACUAACAUCUUUCUUUUUAAUAUGUAGAAGAGAUGUUUCAGCUUCCAGUGAAUAACCUCACUCGGUUGAGGAAGGCCAGGAAGAAAGUCAAGAGACUGCUGAGUGAUAUUGGCCUUGACUACUGCAAAGAGCAUGUAGAGGAUCUCAAAGAGUUUGGCCCCAGUGAUUCUUACAUGAAUCAAGGCUACCUUGAUGUUUGUUUUUGGGAUCCAUCCUGGACAAAGGCACAGGACUACAGGACGAAGCAGUUUUGCUGCUCCGAUUGCCCAUUUGCCUCAAAGUAUUUCUCUGCCUACAAAAACCACUUCCGCAAUGUUCACAGAGAAGACUUUGAGAGCCGAAUCCUCCUCAACUGCUCCUAUUGCACAUACAGUGGGAACAAGAGGACUCUGGAAACCCAUGUCAGGCUCUUUCAUAUGCCUAACAAUAUGGGUCGACAGGGUGCUGUCGGUCCUCACGGAGCCCAAGCGGGGAUUAAGGAUGGCAUGCGCAUAGACAAGCCUUUGCCAGGCGAUCGAAAGGAGCUACCGGUGUAUUACUGCAAGAAGUGCACCUAUCGAGAUAGACUGUACAAUGUGGUACGCAGGCACAUCUACAGGGAACACUUCCAGCAUGUGACCACACCAUAUCUUGGAAAAAACUCAGAGAAGCAAGAAAACAGUGUCGAGUCACCUGGUAACAGUCAUGGAAUCCACUGCAAGAGCUGCCACUUUUCGCCCCGUUCGUAUGAAGCACUGGUGCAGCAUGUUAUUGAGUUCCAUGAACGCAUUGGCCAUCAAGUCACUGCUAUGAUUGGACACACCAACGUCAUAGUGACGAGGCCCCAGGCGAACAUAAUUCAGAGGGGUGUUACAAUCACUCCUGGUGUGCGUCCUCAGACACCUCAAAUUAAUCGCUUCAGUAUGCCCAAAAUGGCAGGGUUACCUGUAGGCAACCAUUUCAAGCCAAGUGUUGCAGGCAACUCUCUGCUUAGUCAGCCAGUGCGCAUUACACUACCUGAUAACGCUUUUAUGUCUGGUGCCGUCUCACAGUCACAUGCAGGAAAACCCCUGAGUGGCUGCGGCGUGCAUGGUGCUACACAUCUUAAUGCUCAGUCGGCUUCUUUCUCACCCUCACUGAAGAGCCUACCUCUCUCUUCAUCAGUGCAUUCUGCUACUGCCACUUUGACCUCAUUGCAGGGUAAGAAAGCCUCAGCCAAUGCUCUGAACACCGCACAAACACAGAAGUGGAAAAUUUGCACCAUCUGCAAUGAACUUUUUCCUGAGAAUGCAUAUAGUGCUCACUUCGAAAAAGAGCAUCAGGCAGAAAAGGUGAGAGCUAUGGCGAAAUAUAUCAUGAAGAUCCACAACUUUACUAGCAAGUGUUUGUAUUGUAACCGUUACCUUCCCAGCGACUCUUUGUUGAACCAUAUGCUUGUGCAUGGGUUAUCAUGCCCACAAUGUCAUUCCACAUUUCAUGAAGUCGAGAAAAUUGUAGCACAUAAGCGGCUGGCACACCCUAACGAGGCAUGGGAUGCUCCCACUGGCUCUCCUCUGACGUUUGAUCUUACACUUCAACAAGGAAGUCCCAAAAAUGUUCAGCUUAUUGUAAUCACCUACAACAUGAAGGAGACACCGGAAGCAUCUUCAGCUGCUCAGCCACAAAACAGUGCUGUGGCUAGGUCCACAAAGCCAGCUGCAAAGGCGCCAGAGAACCAAAGUGAUUCUCUUGGCCGAAACAUGUCCCAUUCUUCAGUGUCCCAGAAGAAAGAAGUUGGUAAAACGCUCUGCCCUCUAUGCUUUUCUAUUCUCAAAGGUCCCAUCUCGGAUGCCCUUGCCCACCAUUUACGAGACUGCCAUCAAGUACUUCAAACGUUGCACCCUGUGGAGAAAAAGCUAACAUACAAGUGCAUACACUGCCUGGGUGUAUAUACUAGCAACAUGACGGCUUCCACUAUCACGCUUCAUUUGGUCCACUGCAGAGGUGUUUGCCAGUCACCGAAAGGUCAGAACAGCAAGUCUAUCUCAACUGCUUUGCGCACACCUGGAGCUGGGUCUCUCAAGCGCGACUUUGUUGCCUCAGAUGCAUCUGACCCCAAGAGGAGGAAAAUGGCAGACCAGUCUAGGUAUUACCAGACAGGUUUUGUUGAGAAGCCAGAGGAGCCUGUUGUGUUGGCCUUGGAUCCAAAAGGUCAUGCCGAUGGGUCUUACGAGGCACGAAAAUCUUUCCUUACAGCUUAUUUUAAUCGGCAUCCCUACCCUUCCCAACGGGAGGUUGAGAAACUUGCUGCAAGUCUCUGGUUAUGGAAGUCUGACGUCUCAAGCCAUUUCGCUAACCAUAGGCGCUCAUGUGAACGGGAUUUAAUCACCCGCAAACCUGCUAUAUUACUAGGCUUUAACAUGAAGACAGUGUGCCAGCUCAAGCAUGACAUGAACUUUGAUGACAAGUGGCUGUUCGACGUUAACAAUGAAGAAAACAGCGGAUUCUCGAGGACCUCAACAUUUAGGCCGAAGGCUCCUGUUGGUUUCUGUGCAGAUGAUGGUGCUAGAGCUAUGCGAUUCAAGGAGGAUAAGCUGACUUUAAACACUGGACAAAGUAGUCAAAUCAACUGUGCCUUCAAGCCAUGCCCUGGAUCAUCCUCAGAACCUAUUGCCAUUGAUUCUGACAGUGAUUCAGAGCCAGAAGUGAUGUCAAAUGAAAAUAUGAAACUGAAUCAACAAGCUGCAGCUUGUAUGCCUUCCACAAAAGGAACAGUGCUGCAAGAGAGCUUCCAUUAUGAAGGUGAUGUGAGGGGUAGUGGAAAUUCUCCCAGAGAUGGGGCCAAAAGUCUAGAUGGCUCUGUUUCUGGCUCCAGUCCUGAAGAGGCAACCUGGUCAGGCAGCUUGUCUCCUGAAGAGAGCCACUACAGACCAGCAGGACGUUUUGAAGUGAAGGGGAAAAAGGUGGGGUUGCUUGGUAGAUGAUGAUGCUUAUGGUGACAAUCCCCGCUUCUAGAACUCUCCGUGCCCAGAUUUGAGGUCAUUGCCUCAUAUUUGGUUGACAUCAAACAUUACCAUAUGAACUUGAACUGAAAGUCUUGGAUAGCCAGAUGGGUUACACAUUUUGAACUUAAAGUACUGUUUACUUGCAAACAAUUCUGCUGUCAAAGAGCGGAAAAACUAAUAUACUGUAUGAUUUUUUUUCUUCUUCAACCAAUCCAUAGUCCUUGGUGAUUCCUCCACCUUUUUUUACCGUUCUCUGUAUUUAAUCAUACACUUGUUGGAAUUGUAACAAAAUUGAUAGGUUUAUUGUUUUUUCUUGAUCAAAUAAAA
Messenger RNA from Xyrauchen texanus (razorback sucker), 5699 nucleotides. RefSeq names its product activity-dependent neuroprotector homeobox protein-like. Lineage: Eukaryota; Metazoa; Chordata; Actinopteri; Cypriniformes; Catostomidae. Bases 2442 to 5351 code for a protein of 969 amino acids. Gene Ontology annotation, biological process: regulation of gene expression. Gene Ontology annotation, molecular function: DNA binding. Gene Ontology annotation, cellular component: nucleus. The record is from RefSeq and is a predicted model, not a curated record. The transcript is spliced from 3 exons.